AUGGGUCCCUGUACGGCCUCCCAUUGCUGCUGUCUCCAUCACCACACUCUGCCAUGUGCCACUUUCAGGUCUCCUCACACUGCUGGUGGGUUCCAUUUUGUCAUAGGGUUGCUGUAUGGCCUCCCAUUGCUGCUGCCUCCACCGCCACACUGUGGCUCCAAACACUGGUUUUGGCCCCGUGACUGCCCAAAUGUGUGAAGUGUGCGGGUGAUUCUAAGAUCGACGGCACUCAUCUGCAUGUCAUACUGACUGACAGUAUUAUUUCUCUUCCCCAGCAGACUCCAAGGGCAUUUAAAUUAAAGGUACAGUGUUCUGCACUAAUAUUA
Molecule: messenger RNA, 326 nt
Organism: Staurois parvus
Lineage: Eukaryota; Metazoa; Chordata; Amphibia; Anura; Ranidae
Source: the annotation of a GenBank genome assembly